Messenger RNA from Mesitornis unicolor (brown roatelo), 2052 nucleotides. RefSeq names its product integrin, alpha V (gene ITGAV). Gene Ontology annotation, molecular function: integrin binding. Gene Ontology annotation, biological process: cell-cell adhesion; cell adhesion mediated by integrin; cell-matrix adhesion. The record is from RefSeq and is a predicted model, not a curated record. Gene Ontology annotation, cellular component: external side of plasma membrane; integrin complex. The transcript is spliced from 21 exons. Lineage: Eukaryota; Metazoa; Chordata; Aves; Mesitornithiformes; Mesitornithidae. The annotation marks the transcript as partial.
GAUAUUUCUUCUGGUGGGAGCUCCAAAAGCAAACACUACUCAGCAUAACAUCGUAGAAGGAGGCCAGGUGCUGAAAUGUAACUGGAAUUCCAACAGAAACUGCCAGCCGAUUAUAUUUGACUCCACAGGCAACAGAGAUUUUGCUCCUGAUGAUCCACUGGAAUUUAAGUCUCACCAGUGGUUUGGAGCCUCUGUGAGAUCCAAAAAUGAUAAAAUUCUGGCCUGUGCCCCAUUGUACCACUGGAGAACUGAAACAAAACAGGAGAGGGAGCCUGUAGGAACUUGUUACCUGCUUGCUGGUUCAAAAUCUGUGGAAUAUGCACCCUGCAGAUCAACCACCAUCGAUGCAGAUGGACAGGGAUUUUGCCAAGGUGGAUUUAGUAUUGACUUUACAAAGGGAGACAGAGUGCUGCUUGGAGGACCUGGAAGUUUUUACUGGCAAGGCCAACUUAUUUCUGAUCGAGUGACAGAGAUUGUGGCUAAAUACAACCCCAAAGUCUACAGUACGAAGUAUGAUGACCAAUUGGCAACCAGACCUGCCAGUGCUGCUUUUGAUGACAGCUACUUGGGCUAUUCAGUGGCUGUUGGAGACUUCAGUGGUGAUGGCAUAGAAGACUUUGUGUCAGGAGUCCCAAGAGCAGCAAGAACUCUGGGCAUGGUGUCUAUUUACAAUGGGAAAAACAUGUCUUCCAUGUACAACUUCACUGGAGAGCAGAUGGCUGCCUAUUUUGGGUAUUCGGUGGCUGCCACAGAUAUCAAUGGGGACAAUUACACAGAUUUGUUUAUUGGAGCCCCUCUUUUUAUGGAUCGAGGUUCUGAUGGGAAACUUCAAGAGGUCGGCCAAGUUUCCAUUUGCCUUCAACGACCCUCUGGAGGGUUUCAGAUCACAAAACUGAAUGGCUUUGAGAUAUUUGCAAGAUUCAGCAGUUCUUUUGCACCUCUGGGGGAUCUAGAUCAGGAUGGCUUCAAUGAUAUUGCGAUUGCCGCACCGUAUGGUGGAGAGGACAAGAGAGGACUUGUCUAUAUCUACAAUGGAAGAGCAAAUGGUUUGAAUGCAGUCCCAUCUCAAAUUCUUGAAGGGCAGUGGGCUGCUCAUACUAUGCCACCCAGCUUUGGGUACUCGCUGAAAGGAGCCACAGAUGUGGACAAAAAUGGAUAUCCAGACUUGAUUGUUGGAGCCUUUGGUGUUGACACAGCUGUUUUGUAUAGGGCUAGACCAGUUAUUAGAGUAAAUGCUGCCCUGGAAGUUAAUCCAACCAUUCUAAACCCAGAAAACAAAGCCUGUUCACUGUCAGAUGUAAAAGUUUCUUGUUUCAAAGUAAAGUUCUGCUUAAAAGCGGAUGGCAAAGGAAAGCUCCCUAACUCACUCAAUUUCCAAGUGGAGCUGUUGCUGGAUAAACUUAAGCAGAAAGGAGCUAUAAGGAGAGCUCUCUUUCUCCACAGCAAACAGCCUAGCCACUCUAAGAACAUGACUAUUACAAAUGGGGGCAAAAUGAAUUGUGAAGAACUUGAUGCCUUUUUGAGGGGUGAGUCUGAAUUUAGAGACAAACUAACUCCCAUUACUAUUUUUAUGGAAUAUCGUCUGGACUACAGAACAGCUGCAGAUGCAACAGGAUUGCACCCUAUCCUCAACCAGUUCACUCCUGCUAAUAUGAGCAGACAGGCACAUAUUUUGCUGGAUUGUGGCGAUGAUAAUAUCUGCAAACCAAAGCUGGAGGUUUCAGUAGAAAGUGAUCAGAAGCAGAUCUAUAUUGGUGAUGACAAUCCCUUGACACUAAUCGUCAGUGUUCAGAAUCAAGGGGAAGGAGCCUAUGAAGCAGAACUCUUCGUCAUUGUUCCACCCCAAGCAGAUUUCAUUGGUGUUGUUCGUAACAACGAGGCUUUAGCAAGACUGUCAUGUGCAUUUAAAACAGAGAAUCAAACUCGCAUGGUAGUUUGUGACCUGGGAAAUCCCAUGAAAGCAGGAACAAAGAUACUAGCUGGACUGCGUUUCAGCGUGCACCAGCAGUCUGAAAUGGAUACCUCUGUGAAGUUUGCCUUGCAAAUCCGAAG